This is a messenger RNA of Acipenser ruthenus (sterlet), 8780 nucleotides long. Its product is annotated as protein unc-13 homolog A-like. Bases 266 to 5626 code for a protein of 1786 amino acids. Gene Ontology annotation, molecular function: calcium ion binding; calmodulin binding; diacylglycerol binding. Gene Ontology annotation, biological process: neuromuscular junction development; dense core granule priming; synaptic vesicle priming. The transcript is spliced from 42 exons. NCBI's taxonomy places the organism in Eukaryota, Metazoa, Chordata, Actinopteri, Acipenseriformes, Acipenseridae. Gene Ontology annotation, cellular component: neuromuscular junction; presynaptic membrane; synaptic vesicle membrane. The record is from RefSeq and is a predicted model, not a curated record.
UGACGUCAGGAGCUGUCCUCGACGGCUGGUGCUGAAACAAAAUGGCUGUGUGUUGAAGGGAGGCGAGCUGAGCCGAGCGGAGCCGAGCCGAGCCGAGCCGAGGGAGCGAGUGUACCUGCAGGAGCAGCCACGGCGUGCCACCUCGCACCACGCCACCGAAACGCGAUUAGAAAUUAUAAUCCAUUCAAACACACGCACAGCAUCGCCAAAGAGAAGAACCAGCGCGGCGGAGAGUCCCGGGAUACAGACGCCAAGAGAGCCAGCCAUGUCCCUGCUCUGCGUCGGCGUAAAGAAAGCCAAGCUGGAUGGACCCCAAGAGAAAUUCAACACGUACGUGACUCUCAAGGUGCAGAAUGUCAAGAGCACGACCAUCGCUGUGCGGGGGAGCCAGCCGUGCUGGGAGCAGGACUUCAUGUUUGAGAUCAGUCGGUUGGACCUGGGUCUGACAGUGGAGGUGUGGAACAAGGGGCUGAUCUGGGACACCAUGGUGGGCACUGUGUGGAUCCCCCUUCACAGCAUCCGCCAGUCCAACGAGGAAGGGCCGGGGGAAUGGCUGACCCUCGACUCGCAGGUCAUAAUGACGGACAACGAGAUCUGCGGCACGAAGGACCCGACCUUCCACCGAGUCCUGCUGGACACACGCUUCGAACUGCCCCUGGAUAUCCCAGAGGAGGAGGCACGCUAUUGGGCCAAGAAACUGGAGCAGCUGAAUGCCAUGAGAGACCAGGAUUAUGCAUACCAGGCAGAGCAGGAGGGGCCGCUGCCAGUGCCAGGGACUCAAUGCUGUAACUGGAGUCUAUGGGGAGAUCAGCAAAAUGAUGACCCAGACAGCGCAGUGGACGACCGGGACAGUGAUUACCGCAGUGAGACCAGUAACAGCAUCCCGCCCCCUUACUACACCACCUCCCAGCCCAACGCCUCUGUCCACCAGUAUCCCAUGAGGCACCAGCAGCAGGGCUCGCGGGACUCCUACACUGACUCUAUGUACAGCUGUGAACUCGAUUACUCCGACAACCAGAGAGGGAUGAGAAGCUAUGAUAGUUUAGACUCUGCCACCAACGGCGGCAGCGACCUGGAGUCUGUCUCGGGGUCUAGCCGGCGGACCAGUCGCCAGUACUCGCUAGACAGUAGGCAGUCCCUGUCUGAUAGCCCCACAGGCAGUAGCCGCUAUGCCUCCUCCGCAGAGCUGAGCAGGGGCAGCUCCCAGCUCAGUGAGGAUUAUGAGAACGGGAGCCUGCGGGGCUCUGGGCUGGGGGAGGACCUGGAGGGAGAGGACUCCUACCACUCCUGCCACAGCUCCGUCAGCUACGCCAAGGAGUCUACGGACUGGGAUCCCGAGGACGAGGAGGAGGGGCUGGGCGAGUACAGUGAUGACGGGGGGUACCCCAAAGAGGGGGGCGAGGGAAUGGGGGUGGUGGAGGGAGGUCUGUGCGAAGACGGGGAGGAGCAGGACGCCAUAUACGAGCCUGACGACCUGUAUGACGAAGAGGAGCUGUAUGAGGACGAGGACCUGUACCCCGCAGAGCAGACCCCAGAACAGACCCUCUUCCCUCCCGCCGAGCCGCCCACCCCCACCACCACCUCCGCUCGCCCCCCCCUGGAGAAACAGCCCUCCCUGCAGCAGCAGCCCCAGCCCCCCUCUCAGAUUCCCCCUCAGCCACCCUCUCAAACCCCCUCUCAGGCCCCUGCCCCUACCCCUGCUGUCACUGCCCAGCCAUCCUUUGAAGCCCCCCCCGUCAUGCAGGAGACCCCCAUCCCUUCCCCUUCCGCUGCCAUGGACACUGACGAGCAGGAGACUGAGAGACUGCCAGACAGCUAUGGAGUGGGUGAUGACAGCCAGGCCUCCAUGUCCAGAGCCAAAGCUAACUGGCUGCGAGUCUUUAACAAGGUCCGCAUACAGCUGCAGGAGGCCCGUGGAGAGAGUGCUGGGGCGCAGUCACUGUGGUUUAAAGGAGGUGGAGCUGCCGCGGUUAAGUUCCUGUGCAGUAUUGACAGCAUGCCUGACAUUAAGCCGCGCCGCAAAUCCCUCCCUUUUGUCAGCGACAUGUCUCUGGUCAAUUCUCGGAAGGCAGGAAUCGCUCCGGCGCUCGCCUCCAGCACCCUGAAUAACGAAGAACUGAAGGCCCACGUGUACAGGAAGACCCUGCAGGCACUCCUCUACCCCAUCUCCAGCACCACACCCCAUAACUUCGAGGUGUGGACCGCCACCACGCCCACCUACUGCUACGAGUGCGAGGGGCUGCUGUGGGGCAUAGCCAGGCAGGGCAUGCGCUGCUCUGAGUGCGGGGUCAAGUGCCACGAUAAGUGCCAGGACCUGCUCAACGCAGACUGUCUGCAGAGAGCUGCUGAGAAGAGUUCAAAGCACGGUGCCGAGGACCGGACCCAGAACAUCAUCAUGGUUCUGAAGGACCGCAUGAAGAUCCGCGAGCGCAACAAGCCUGAGAUCUUCGAGCUGAUCCAGGAGGUGUUUGGGUUGUUGAAGGCGCCGCACACCCAGCAGAUGAAGCAGAUCAAGCAGAGUGUGCUCGACGGCACCUCCAAGUGGUCAGCCAAGAUCAGCAUCACAGUGGUGUGUGCCCAAGGGCUGCAGGCAAAGGACAAGACGGGCUCCAGUGACCCCUAUGUGACCGUGCAGGUGGGCAAGACCAAGAAGAGAACCAAGACCAUCUAUGGGAACCUCAACCCAGUGUGGGAGGAGAACUUCCACUUUGAGUGCCACAACUCGUCAGACCGGAUCAAGGUGCGAGUGUGGGACGAGGACGAUGACAUCAAGUCCCGUGUGAAGCAGCGGUUCAAGCGCGAGUCCGAUGACUUCCUGGGGCAGACCAUCAUCGAGGUGCGCACCCUGAGCGGGGAGAUGGACGUGUGGUACAACCUGGAUAAGCGCACAGACAAGUCUGCGGUGUCGGGAGCGAUCCGGCUGCACAUCAGCGUUGAGAUCAAGGGGGAAGAGAAGGUGGCUCCCUACCAUGUGCAGUACACCUGUCUACAUGAGAACCUGUUCCACUACGUGACGGAUCUUCAGAAUGGCGGGGUGGUGAAGAUCCCGGACGCAAAGGGGGACGACGCCUGGAAGGUUUACUUCGAGGAGACGCCGCAGGAGAUUGUGGACGAGUUCGCCAUGCGCUACGGAGUGGAGUCCAUCUACCAGGCAAUGACACACUUUGCCUGCCUCUCCUCUAAGUACAUGUGCCCUGGAGUUCCCGCUGUGAUGAGCACGCUGCUCGCCAACAUCAACGCCUACUAUGCACACACCACCGCCUCCACCAACGUGUCUGCUUCCGACCGCUUCUCAGCCUCCAACUUCGGGAAAGAGCGGUUUGUGAAACUCCUGGACCAGCUUCACAACUCUCUGAGGAUUGACCUGUCCAUGUACCGGAAUAACUUCCCCGCCAGCAGCCCCGAGCGUCUCCAGGACCUGAAGUCCACAGUGGAUCUGCUGACUAGCAUCACGUUCUUCAGGAUGAAGGUGCAGGAGCUGCAGAGCCCCCCCAGGGCCAGCCAGGUGGUGAAGGACUGCGUGAAGGCCUGCCUCAACUCCACCUACGAGUACAUCUUCAAUAACUGCCACGAGCUGUACAGCCGCGAGUACCAGGCCGACCCGGCUAAGAAAGGGGAGGAGCAGCCCGAGGAGCAGGGCCCCAGCAUCAAGAACCUUGACUUUUGGUCCAAACUCAUCACUCUCAUCGUCUCCAUCAUUGAGGAGGACAAGAAUUCCUACACACCCUGCCUCAACCAGUUCCCUCAGGAGCUCAAUGUUGGGAAGAUCAGCGCGGAGGUGAUGUGGAACCUGUUUGCUCAGGAUAUGAAGUACGCCAUGGAAGAGCACGAUAAGAACCGUCUGUGUAAGAGUGCGGACUACAUGAACCUGCAUUUCAAGGUGAAGUGGCUCUACAACGAGUAUGUGAAGGAGCUGCCCUUCUUCAAGAGCAGAGUGCCCGAGUACCCAGCCUGGUUCGAGCCGUUUGUUAUCCAGUGGCUGGACGAGAAUGAGGAGGUGUCCCGAGACUUCCUGCAUGGAGCGCUGGAGAGAGACAAGAAGGACGGGUUCCAACAAACCUCUGAGCACGCUCUCUUCUCCUGCUCAGUGGUGGACGUGUUCUCCCAGUUAAACCAGAGCUUCGAGAUCAUCAAGAAGCUGGAGUGCCCAGACCCCCAGAUCGUGGGCCACUACAUGAAAAGGUUUGCCAAGACCAUCAGUAACGUGCUGCUCUCCUACUCUGACAUAAUUUCCAAUGACUUUACCAACUACUGCUCCAAAGAGAAAGUGCCCUGUAUCUUGAUCAACAACAUCCAGCAGCUCAGAGUCCAGCUGGAGAAGAUGUUUGAGGCCAUGGGGGGAAAAGAUCUCAACGUGGAGGCCAGUGACAUUCUGAAGGAGCUGCAGAUCAAACUCAACAAUGUGCUGGAUGACCUGAGCAGAGUGUUCGCCACCAGUUUCCAGCCCCACAUCGAGGAGUGUGUGAAGCAGAUGGGUGAUAUCCUGAGCCAGGUGAAGGGGACAGGCAACGUGCCGGCCAGUGCCUGCAGCAGCGUGGCUCAGGAUGCAGACAACGUGCUGCAGCCAAUCAUGGACUUCCUGGACAGAAAUCUGUCCCUGUUUGCUAAGAUCUGUGAGAAGACUGUUCUGAAGCGAGUUCUGAAGGAGCUCUGGAAGCUGGUGAUGAACACCAUGGAGAAAACCAUCGUGCUGCCGCCCCUCACCGACCAGACAGGCAGGGUGAAGCUUGUGUGUCACACUGAUGGCACGCAGCUCAUAUUCAAUGCAGCCAAGGAACUGGGACAGCUCUCCAAGCUCAAGGAUCACAUGGUGCGGGAGGAAGCCAAGUCCCUCUCCCCUAAGCAGUGCGCUGUGGUGGAGCUGGCACUCGACACCAUCAAGCAAUAUUUCCAUGCAGGAGGAGUUGGUUUGAAGAAGACGUUUCUUGAAAAGAGUCCUGCCCUGCAGUCUCUGCACUACGCACUGUCCCUCUACACACAGGCCACCGACACCCUCAUCAAAACCUUCGUCCAAUCACAGAAUGCACAAGUUCACGGAGGCAAGGGGGUUAGGUUCACCCUUAGCGAGGAAGUUUACCCAGAGAAGGGCUCCGGUGUGGACGAUCCUGUGGGAGAGGUGUCCAUUCACGUGGAGAUUUUCACCCACCCCAACACCGGGGAGCACAAGGUCACAGUGAAGGUUGUGGCUGCGAAUGAUCUCAAGUGGCAGACCUCUGGGAUAUUCCGCCCGUUUGUCGAGGUGAACAUCAUCGGCCCACACCUCAGCGACAGGAAGAGGAAGUUCGCCACCAAGUCCAAGAACAACAGCUGGGCUCCCAAAUACAACGAAACCUUCCCAUUCACCCUGAGCAGCGAGGUGGGCCCGGAGAGCUACGAGCUGCAGCUGUGUGUGAAAGAUUACUGCUUCGCGCGCGAGGACCGCUCGGUGGGCAUGGCGGUGAUGCAGCUGAAAGACAUCGUGUCCCGGGGCAGCGUGGCCUGCUGGCUGCCCCUGGGCAAGAGGAUCCACAUGGACGAGACGGGGCUGACCGUGCUGCGCAUCCUGUCACAGCGCAACAACGACGAGGUCGCCAAGGAGUUCGUCAAGCUCAAGUCAGACACUCGCUCCGUAGAGGAGGGGAGAUAGAGGGGCCAGCCGGGGGACCGGGACCAGGACCUGGGUGCACUCGAGGAGCCAAGACAGGACAAGCCCUGCUGAUAGAGGUCCAGGGACAAGGCUGUGUCUCGCGCACCCUACCCUCCUACCACCAGACAUGAAGGACACUUCUCCGCCACCUCGAAGGAGUCUCUCUCUCAGUGCCUGCUGGGCACACUGACUGCGGUUUGCAUUUUUUUUUAUUGCGCAUGAGUAAAACAAGAAAGGUUGUUUAAAUGAAACGGUGCGUAAAAAGAAGUGCGUCUGGAAGUGAACAGUGUGUGCAGCAGUGCACUGUCAUUACAGGAGAGGGACGGGUAGCAGUGUGGAGCGCUUUGAAUUCAGACACAGUCUCCAGACUAGAUUUUACAACACUCCUGGUGCUUGGAAUUGGACUCUAAAUCAGCAGGACCAAGACCUGACAUCCCCCAGUCCUCCCUGACUGCUCAAGUGCCUCUGUGACUGGCCCCGGGUUCACAAGAACACAAAAUAAUCCACAAGAACAAAACACACAUUAAAAUAAAAUAAUAAUAAUAAUUUUUAAAAAAAUUCUAUUUCCUUUCAGAAACUUUUUACUUUUUUUUUUUUUUUUUUUUUAAAACACCAAACAAAACAAAUAUUGAAUAAAGACACUUGUUAAGCAUUGCUUUGAUGUUCUGAAACAAUAAGUUUGCUGCAUGCAACAACAAAGCGGGUUUCCCCCCUCGUCCCAGCCCGGAUACAGGACUGCUGACCAGCUGGUUUCCUGGGAGGGGUUAUGCAAAUCCAGAUGAUCACGCCAGUUCCUGCCCCUGAAGGAAGGCCAGACAGAAGAGGACAGGAUCGGGCAGGAACAGGAGCCUACAGCUGUUGAGUACAGACUCUCAAACUACAACUCCCGUGAGUCUUUUUUGCAGCAAAGGACCGUUUACAUUUCCUGUUCCUGUUGGAGCUCACUCAACCCUGGAAUGAGAGGAAUGGAGCAUGCAGGGCAAGUUUGAAUUCAAUAGCCAUUGAGAAUCCUCUCUCCCUUUUAAUAAGAUGUUUUGUUUCAAAGAUACUUUAAAAAAAUAAUAAUAGGCAAUUCUAAUUACCAGUGGAUUUAUUUAUUUUUUAAAAAGCAAAAAAAAAGUCUGCACUUUGAUUUUUUAAUAGUAACCGGUGGAAGUGUCGUGUGUUGGUCGGUGUGCUCGAGUAUCUGUGUGUCCAGGAGUCCUGUUUUGAUAUAUAGCCACACCGUUUCUGUUCAUCUGUGUCAAUAGUAAGAGUCUGCAUGAGAAACGGAAGCCUCCCAGCACUGUGAUUAACUACACGGAGACUGACAGAACUGAUAUACCUCCUGUGCAGAGAUCUCUAUUUACCAAGGAGAUUUCACCACGAGAAAGCCUGCUUAACUUCAGAACUGCCAAAGUGUCUCUUACUAAAUCCCACGGAUGAUAAAGCUGUGUGGUUUUUUUAUUUUAUUUAUUUGUUUUAAGAAAUAUAUACGUAUUAUUUAUUUAUUUAUUUUUUAACCAAACACAUUCCACUGCUAGUGAGCCCCAACGCUAUGCCCUGCUCUAUAGCUGCCUGUGGGGCUGGAUCACAGGGCUAUGCAGGUCUGACAUGGGGAGCGCAUGGUUUUGACUGUAAUAAUGUGAGUCCUCCAGCACAUUCAUAAUCACCUUGACCGGCACCCACCGCCGUUAGAUCUGACAGAGGAGCUGUGAACCCGCACCCCGGUACUGCAGGAAAGGGGAAGCACCACCAGCGCCACCUAGCCAGCUCUGAAUGGUACUGCAGAUGUACUAGAGCUGUGACUCUUAAACUGCUACAGCAGCGAAGCGUGGACUUGGCAUGAAAGCAGCAGCACCAGUCUAGGACAGAAUGUGAUAAACCAGGAGGCGUUUGAAUCUGCCAGCACUCACACGGCCAGCAGCUCCAGCAAGGAGGGACUCCACAGCUCAAACCACAGUGCUGGAAAAGGAUUGAGCAAUUUUUUUUACCCUCUGUGGUAUAAACAGUAUGUUAAAAAUACACACACUUGAGAAACUGUUAUUUUCAGGUUCAUGUUUUUUCAUUGUCCUUAAGUUUUGUAAAUGUUUACAAUUGAUAUGGUUGACUUUAGCGCUGGAAAUCAAGGGGUGUAUUUAGAAGUAGAAGCGCAGUCUGCAUUGCAAGCACGAAGCGUAGCUGGUGAAACUGGGAGAAUAAAGAGAGAUAUAAUACUAACAGGAGGAGGAAACAGCACAACAAAACUGUAUUAAAUGCUCAUUUCGUGCUCCUUGUUUUUUGUUACAAAUGUGAGAAACCUUUGAUGACGGGGUAAAAUCUACCGCAGUUCCACAAAGAAGCCCCAUAGAUUACUUAACAAGGUGACCUGAACUGCAAUGGAAUUGGGAUGGGAUCACAACCCAGACCAAACCAACACACCCCCCAAAACAGAACCCUAAACCCAACCACCUGCACAGCUAUUUCAUACAGUGAAUUUAAUAACAGUGCAAAUACUGGGCCAAUUAUGUGUUCAAGAAUAAUGUAUGUUCUAUUUAAAGGUUAAGUCAGUGAACUGAACAGUACAGGCUUGAAGCAGUUCUGACAUCAGCUUUUACAAGCCAUCCGUUACUUUAGCUUAAAAACGGGGGGAACAAAAGCUUCUAAGUGCAAUGCAAAUUAAUCAUUUCUUAUCCUUCAGGACUGGCUUCAGCAUGCAGUUCCAAGGAACCAUGCAUUAUAAAUGGGAAAAACUGAAGCAAACAUAAAACACUUUCAUGCUACCCGGCCCACACAGAAUGAAAUGAACGCAAAGCAACGCCUGAAUAAAAUGUGUUACCAAAGUGGAGAGUCCCUCUCCCAGGCCCAGCAGAGCUCUGUGUGUGUGUGUGUGUGUGUGUGUCAGCAUCACACACUCUGCAAGUAGAAGUGCAUGCUGUGAAAGCACCCGGACCUACCUGCCAGCACGUGGCUCCUCUUCACUGGAACUGCCAACUGUCGUCUCUGUAGUUUAUUUACUUUUUUAAAUGAAAUAAAAUAAAAAAAACAACAAUGUGUAGUGGUCAGUGGUACUAGCAUGAAAGAGGACUUUUAUACUAAAAGAUAUUUGUAAUCCUUUUUUUAAACGGGGUGGGGGAGAGUUCAGCCUUGCACUGUCUUCUGCUUCCCAUUAAAAAGGCCUCUUACCUGUCUGAAA